AUGGCGACUACUGAUCACCACCUCAAAGAUUCAUCAUCAGUUGUGGUAGUGAUGGUUCCAUUAUUAGCUCAAAGCCACCUCAACCACCUCCUUCAACUCUCCCAUGUCGUUUCCUCAUACAACAUCCCUGUCCACUACGUUGGCUCUACUCUCCACAAUUCUCAAGUCAAGUCUCGAUCCAUAAACCCUCUUAGAGAAUUAACAAAAAUCCAUUUUCAUAACUUCCCAUUAAUCCGAACUACACCAUUCCCACCCAACCUCUGCUCCGGAACAAAGUUAUCCGAAACCGUCAAGCUCCUCCGCGAGCCAGUCGCUGCACUUCUCCGAUCACUCUCUUCAAACGUGAAACGACUUGUCGUUGUUCAUGAUGUUCUAAUGACUUCAGUGGUUCAAGAUUUUGUUUCUCUACCGAACGCAGAAGCCUAUGCUGUCAAUUGUGGCUCUGUUUUCUCAAUGUUCACCUACGCGUUCGCUGCCAUAGGACAGUACGAUAUCAUCCCAAUAAAGAAUAUUCCCUCUGUGGAAUCUUGUUACACUCAUGAGUUCUAUGAAUUUAUAAAACAUGAGUUUAAACAGAUGAAAAGUCAGGUUGGUCAACUCCACAACUCUUGUAAGGCUAUUGAAGGCUCUUUUCUCGAACAUGUAGCAAACUACGUACUCAAAGGAGAGAAGAAGAUUUGGGCAGUGGGGCCCUUGCACCAAACGACAGUCUUUAAGGAGGCCAGGGAUGAUGACAAGUGCUUAUUGGGGUGGCUAGACAAACAAGAGCCCAACAGUGUCUUGUAUAUAUCUUUUGGAACAACUACUACUUUUUGUGAGGAAAAGAUCAAAGAGAUUGCUCUUGGUUUGGAGCAGAGUGGGGUAAAGUUUAUGUGA
Messenger RNA from Humulus lupulus (European hop), 876 nucleotides. RefSeq names its product zeatin O-glucosyltransferase-like. Bases 1 to 876 code for a protein of 291 amino acids. The record is from RefSeq and is a predicted model, not a curated record. Lineage: Eukaryota; Viridiplantae; Streptophyta; Magnoliopsida; Rosales; Cannabaceae. The transcript has a single exon.